AUGGUGCAGGCCAUCUGGUUUCCUGUAGGGGUCAGCAAUAUACAAGUUUAUUGCCUUUCAGACAACAAUAUUGUUGGCCCGGGCUGCCAUGUCUACCCAUUCACCUUUCAGAUCCCUGCACAAGACUUGCCAUCGUCCUUCAAAAGCUCAUCAGGAAAGAUUGUGUACACACUGGAGGCAAAUCUGAGCCGGUCAAUGAGAGUGGACAGCAAAGCUAAUGCGCAGUUCACCCUCAUCCACAAAGAAAACCUAAACAGCGAUCCAUUGCUGAUGACUCCACAGCACAGUACAAUUGAUAAGAAAAUGAAGCUCUUUACAUCGGGAACAGUAGGCAUGGAUGUAAACAUUGAGCGAACCUGCUUUCACCAAGGGGAAGGCAUGAAGGUUGUAGCCUACAUUCAGAACAAAUCAUCUCGUCAUAUUAAGCCCAAAUACUGUUUGUAUAGCAAGUACAGUUACUUUGCAAAGGGGAAGAGGAAAGUCGAAACCAGAAAUAUCCUAAAAGAGGUGGGUGACGCCAUCCCACCAUCUGCAGGCCAGACUGUCACCAGGACGAUCACCAUCUCUCCCACCACGUGUGUGUCCAUCUUAAACUGCAACAUCAUCAAAGUAGAGUACAGGCUCAGGGUCUAUCUGGAUGUCAAAUAUGCUUCAGACCCCGAGAUCAAGUUCCCCAUAGUCAUCCUGCCCGCUUUACAGGGGCCUUAUGAGGAGCAUCCGCCUGCUUAUCCCACCUAUGGGUUUGAAGCAUUUACAAACUCAGAAAUGCCAGGAGGGACCAGCUUUCCACAAAACUCAACCACCUCAUGCCCUUCUGUUCCACCUCCAUCCAAUGCGACAUAUGGGAUGUACCCCUCCUUGACUGAUUUCCAUGAUACAUACUAGAAGCUCGCUCUUUUUAAAUUCACAGUAUGACACAGGACUCAAAUUUAGGAACAACCACUAUAAUGUAUUAAAUAAGUUUUUGCUUUAUCCCUGUUAUUCAGGCAAAAGGCAAGACAGAUGUGAUUGCAAAGACUUGUAUGUUUUAAAAUAUUAGUAGUAGGAGUAGGAGAGAAGGAAGUAAAUUGUUUUAACUAAAAAGCAGAACAAUAUACCUUAAAAAUAUUCCACGAGUAAAGUAUUACAGUUAUCUGCCUUACUUUGAUACACUAAUGUUUGUAUGACUGGAUCUCGUGUAGUUUUAAAUGGAAAUCAGUACUAGAGAAUGUGCUGAAGCUUGUUAGUCCAGUCUUAAAAUUUACUCCCUGUAGUAACCCUUGUAUCAUUGAUCUGUAUUGAUUUCCAGUACCUGUAGAUGACAUUCUUCAUUUUAUCUCAUGGUGUUUAAUGAUGGUUACUGAAAUGUUGUAAAUUAUGUUAUAGAGAAUAUGAAGAAGAAUAUGGAUUUGGCCGUGUUUGCUUCUUUUAAAUAAACAAUACAUACAAAUGAGCAUAAUCUAUAUCUUUAUCUAAAUCAUAAUCUGUUUGAUUAGUGCUAUAUAAAUAAAAUGUAUUAGGGAUCUUA
Molecule: messenger RNA, 1507 nt
Organism: Micropterus salmoides (largemouth bass)
Lineage: Eukaryota; Metazoa; Chordata; Actinopteri; Centrarchiformes; Centrarchidae
Product: arrestin domain-containing protein 3-like
Exons: 6
Coding region: 1-885 (294 amino acids)
Biological process (GO): protein transport
Cellular component (GO): plasma membrane; cytoplasm
Source: RefSeq, a predicted model, not a curated record